CUGACAUUUUUACACUUGUGUAAAUUGACAGUAACUCCAAUGAAUUUUUAUGUCGUUUAGAAACUAGAGGCAUUUUUUCCUUUAAUGCAGCCAGAUACAUUCAAUUUAAUUUGUUUCCUAUUUAGAGUCAGCUCUGAAUGCCCUGACAAAAUACCUCUACAACUAUUUUCUUUACUCUUACUGAAAAAUUCCCAUGAUACUAGAAUGAUAAUCUUCUCCAGGAUCAGAGAUACUUCUUUCAACCAAAAAAAUCCAUGCCUGAAGCUCCAGUUAGAGAUAGAAUAAGUGUGUGCUGACACAUGUCACCAGUGCUUCAGAAUCAAAACUAGAAGAGAGCAGGUGCUGUAGUGCAGAAAUAUGCCUGGCAGUCGGAAAAUAGAAAAUUGCCAAAAACAUGGCUGUCUAAAUAUGUGUUAUAAAAAGAGAUGAACUGCACAUGAACUUUGGGAGUUGUUUACGAAAACAAGCAGAGCUUUAGGAUAUUAGAUGCCCUUCUCCUUAAUCACCCCAGAAUUUGAUAGGUGAGUAGGAGACUUCUAAAGGCAUCAGUAUCAGGGACGUAAUUCCCAUUGGCUUACAUUUCUGUCUCUGAUUUAAUGCCAGGGGAAGUGAUAUUCAAACCCAACUUUUGCCAUUACACAUGCAGUUGCCUAUGGGGAAAAUUACAGUGGCUCUAUUUAAAGUAAACAUCUAAAGUAUCUGCCACCGAUUUCCAAUGUAACCUUGGAGAAGUGACAUGACAUAACACUGUUGGCUCUGUUUCUCCACUAAGUUAUAUACUAUCGCAGAAGUGCACAACAGUAGGAGGAGACAGAAUUCGUAUUCCCUUCUGCCCAUUUCCCAAUUUAUUUAUCCACUCUUGAGAUGUAUUUGCCAGGAUUAUCAAGGCGUACAUCAUUCAGGAAUCUGAGGUUGUGGUUGGGUUGGUUACAGUGGCAGCAGUGCUGUUCCUCCUUCUUGUUACCAAAUUUAUGUGGACAUAACAAAAUGGGUGUGCCAUAACCAAGCUAGUACAGCAGAACUGAAGAUGUUCUAAAGUGAUCUCGAGCGCACACUAUUAACCAGAACACACACUACCCUGAGUAUAAAAUCAGAUUAUAGCCCAUGCUGAAACUCAUGCUCCUUUGUCUUUGGUCUUGCAUGAUGAAGAGAAAUUUAGCAGAGGGCUUGUUUAAAAUGCUCUUGCACCUUUUUUGUUGAGAUGCUUACUUUUAACACAAGCAGAGUUGACACCAGGUAUGGACAAAGUACACUUUGCCUGUGGAAGCAGUGUGUCGGAUGUAAUAAACCUACAAUAGCAUUCCUGUUUAUUUUGCCUGUGCCAGAGGCCAGAAAGCCACAUUUGCUGCUUUGUCUGCUGCUGGUGGAGGAGGGACAGUCUCUGUUGGAGAACUUUUUUUUCCUCAAAAGCAAAAGUCACUGCUGCUACACUUAAGGGUGUCCAGAGCAAUGAGCCCAGGUUUUUAGAGCUCACUUCUUCAUGUUUUCUUUGUCCCAACUUUUCUCUACCUUUCCCAUAUUAGGAUGAGUUUAACAUAGCCCUAUGACCUAUGAGUGGGGUCUAGCUCUUGUCUCCUAAUGAGCCCCUCAGUCCCACACGUUUCUAAUUCCUCACACUGACAGAAAUGUAGGAUUUUGCCUGAGUGAAAGCUCAAGCCUGGGGUUUAGUCCAUUGUUUUCUUUAAUUUUACUGUGUUUUGCUUCAAAGAGUUCGCGUAACAAGACGAGGGGCAUUGAGUUAGCAAUAUUAAAGACACAAGAAUAAUAGCCUAUGCUGACGGAUAAGAGUAAAAAAAAAAAGUCUUCAGUCUGUCUUCAUUUGCGGUGGUGCAGCUGUGCUGGCUUCAGGGAGGAGGCAGGGCUGUGGCACCCAGCCUCCAGCUGUGGGCUCAGUUCUGCUCCCAGGCACUCGGGCUUCGCUCCCAGCCCUGUCAGCUGGUGUCUUGGGACGCAACCUCCCAAAAGAAAGUCACACUGUUGCUUUAUGAACAGGGAAGUUUUAAAUCUUCAGAGUUUAGAGGCUGGGGAUUUUCUUCAGGAACGUUCAGUUGUUUACUUGGGCAUCUUUGUUCAAUUUUUAGAUCAUCUUUGAAAUUUUCACUAAUGGCCCACGUCCCAUUAUUUAUGUUACAUGGGAGCAGAAAAAGCACCCCAGUAAUGUAUUCCCCGAGACUUACAGCUAGACCAUAUAAGGAGAAAAAAUGUGUUUUCCCUGAAACCUGCUUUGGUAUUUACUACAAAAUACACCCAGAGCUAAAAUAUUUAUGCUGUGCAUGGAUUUUAUCAUAGAGAAAACCUUAUUGUUCUGAAGAGGAGAGUGCUGACUGAGCAAAGGAUGUGUGAAUCCUCAUGUCGUGUCCUUCGUCUCACUGAUCCUCUUGUCAUCAGCUGCUUUGCCCACAAAAAUAUAUGCCACUCCUGCUUAGUGCAUUCGAAGACACCCAUCUUAUAGCAGAGUUUGUCCAGACUUUUAUGCUGCAUGAGUCAAGUACUUUAUGGCCCUUCUCCAGGGUACAUGUGGGGACAAAUGUUCCCUGAAAUGUGAAUUUUCUGACUACGGGUGGUCUCAAUCACUGACCGCAGCUACACCCAAGCACAGGUACCUGGCAGGGCAGUGGUAUGUGCAUGAAGCUUCUGCCCCGGGGUCUCUCUCGGCAUGCCAAAUGAAAGCGAUUUAACACACAGUGCAGCAGGAGAGUUGCUGUGGUGGGCAGAGACGCAAGGAGCGAGCUGAGCUCCUCCUGCCUGCGGCUCAGCAGGGGGAGCAGCUAAAUUUCGCUGUGCUGCCUUCAGGGUCUCCCGUGGACUGUCACUUGCUGGAUCAUUUUUUGUCACAUACGCUCCCUUCCCUCACCCCAUGCCGACACUCGCUAUGGGCACUCCCAGUGCUUUAAAUUCAGGCCGAGGUGUUUUUGGACCUUCCUUGCUCGCCUUAUGCCAGGGAUGAGUUUCACUGUGCAACGGAGAUUCUCCAUCCAAUUUCAAGUGCUUUGCUUUGCUGAGACACAAAGUAUCUUAACAGACUGGAGAAUCUGAUCCAGAAACUUUAUAAAGUAGCAGGAAUAUUUGGGUAUAUCCCAAAGAAACUGUUAUCACCAUUCCCAGAAUGCAAGACAGUAGGAUUACACAGUGCCCAAUAAUUCUGCACUUCAUCAGUGGUAGCAUAGUUAGAAGACAGAAAAAGAUUUUAGGGAGGAAUGGUUUGCUUUUAGCUCUUUAAGAUAGCUGUUAACCAGCAAAACUGCUGCUUUAAACAAAGUACCUUUAUGAAGCAGUUUAUGAGGAUCAAGUUGCAAAGCUCACAAUGUUCAUACUAAAAAAUAUAACCCUGAAAACUGGGUCUGGAAGGCAGCAAAGAAUCUUCCUUUACAACAUGGACGCUAAUAAAAGAAACCAAAAAUUGCCUAUUGUCAUAGCUUUAAUAUUAACACUGACUGCUUUGGCAAGCUUUAAAGACUGGACUGCACUAUAAAACCUAAAAAUGUCCUGGACUUGGAGUUGUUUACACAAAAUAUGAGGAGAUAUAAAGUUACAGAGCUGGGGGUUGGAAGAGAUGGCUUUAAAACCAUCCUCCGUGCACUGACGUCACGUGGAAGCCAGCUGCUGGGAUGAUGCUGAACGGAACUGUUUUUCAGUUUGCAAAAGUUGCGGAGUUAUUCAAAGACAGUUGCAAAUGCUGCCCCAGUUGAAAGGUUGUGUCUUGCUUAGCUUUCUUAUUUCUUUUAAAGAUCAAGAUUCGCAGAACUGGAUCCCAGCUAGCUAUGCAUUUCAUUGCUUUCACUGCUGUUUAGAAAUGGACUUCUAAAGGAUUUCUUAUUCCAUGAAAGGAAACAUUCAGGGAAGAAAGACAAAAAGCAGAGCUAUCUUCUUGCUGUUACAUAGACUGUAACCAUGGACCUGCGUAAACAACUGGAGAAUACUGAGAGGAACUGGAAUAAAGAGAAGAUGGAAUUGCUGGAGAGAUUUGACAACGAAAGGAAAGAAUGGGAAUGUCAAUGGAAGGUCAUGCAGAAGAAAAUAGAAGAGCUUUACCAGGAGGUAAAACUUAGAAGGGAGAGCAAUAUGAACGUCCAUGAUAAUAAGGCCAUUCAGAGCAAGAUGCUGCAGCUGUCCAUGCAUUCCCCUACUUUGGAAGAGAGCGACACAGUGGAGCUGAACUAUCAACACAAUGUGGCAAAUGACAGAAUGGAAAAAGGGAGUUUGCUCAGUAAAACAGGACACGAAUGUAAAGAAACCAGAGCCAAGAGCAGAAACAAUAGUCUGUUAAUGGACAAUCUGGGCUUUGACCGUGAGGAACCUGAAGAUAGCCUCAGCAUCAAAACUUCCAAGAAAAAUGCCAAGAAUUAUAUUGGUGAUCUCAAUGUAGCUCUUAAGGAACUUGCCAGAGUCAGUGAAGAAUUAUGCAGCUAUCAAGAGGAAAUUCGAAAGAAGUCCAACCACAGAAGAAUGAAGUCACUUCCUUUCCUGGGGGAAUUUGAGGAAACCCAAAACACAGUUAUUCUGCCUGAGAUGAACCAUGUGUCCAGCAAUGAAUCACAGACUUCAGUUGCUUUUGAAACAGAGGAACGUAAUAAUAGGAAGAAUCUGAUGAGCUCCACCAAGGCUUUGAAGGACAUGUCUUACGGUGGUCUUACUGGGGACAGAGGAAUAGACUUCAGACCUUGGCAAAAGAAAGAAGCUCCACCAGUUCCUCCACGGAGCACUUCUCGGCACCUAACAAACUCACUUUCUGCAGUUGUACAGCUUUCUGAAGCACCAAUAAGAGAUCCAGGCAUCAAAAGCAAUUGCAAGGCUCAGGAUUGUAGGAUUGGAAGGAAACUGAUGAAUCCUUCACCUAUAAACCAGAAUGAAACUGCAGCAGCCUGUGCAAAUGAGGGGCAGGCUGUGAAAGGUCCUGUGAUUGUAACUGCUGCAAUACCUGUAACCAAAAAUGAGUGCAAUGUACCAACAAGUUUCUGCCACAACACGUGGGCAUAUGAUGUGGGCAAACUUGGAAAAGUCAAUAAAAGUGAACCUUCCCCACUGUCAGCCCAAAAGAGUUGUUCAGAUGGAAAUAUGGCCCAAAGCAACAAGAUGCACCAGAAACAAAGUCCCAAGUCUCACAGCAGCCCUUAUUACAGUAAUGACUUUUAUGCCCCUGCUACCCUGCACAAUGAUCUUUUGGAAGAAUCUAGGUAUACUUUGGGAAAGACCCAAAGAAAUGAAACUUUAGCAGCAAAGAUCGAUGAGUUUAACCGGACUGUAUUUCACACAGAUAAGCGUAACAACGCUUUGCAAGAAAACCAGGUGCCUCGAACAGCAUCAGAAGAUCACAAACCCUGCAGCCCACUGUGUGACUCUGCUAUUAGCAGGACAGAAACUGUAAAUACAUCUUCUGUUUCAAAUCCCAAAUUCUCUGCAGCAAAGGAGCAAGAAACUAGCAACCCCAGCAAAGCUGUCAGAGUGGCGGGGCAACAAAAGCAAAUAAAUGGACUUCCAAAUACUAGUGGUUAUAGGCACAUGCUUCAUGAGCAUGACUGGAGACCAAGUAAUUUAUCCGGUCGCCCGCGUUCAGCUGACUCAAGGUCGAACUAUGGUGUUGUUGAAAAGCUUUUGAAAAACUAUGAAAAAUCAACAGUGACUUCUCCGUGUAAUGCGAACUGCUGCAAAGAUAAGCGGACAUGGGCAAAUUCUGAAUUCACCGAUGGGGGUUGUGAGACAUUGAGUCAGUAUUUAGAAAUGCUCCAGAUUGAGCAAGGAAAGCAAGAAUUUCCAAGGAAUUCAGCCAGGCAUAUUGGGCAGCAACUCAAGCAAGGAAAAGAGAGACAGAAGUUACCAGAGAUAUCUGUGCCAGCUAAAUGUUCAAGUGGGAAGGGUUUCUCCCGGCCUGCUCGGCCAGCAAAUCGACGCUUACCUUCCAGAUGGGCAUCCAGAUCACCGUCAGCACCGCCUGCUGUGAGAAGAACGGCGUAUAACUGCUCUGUCUCCUUUCGGUCAGAGACCUCAGUAGUCUGAACCCAGAGCUGGGUUGGACGGUGUUGUGAAAGCUCUACGCCUCAUUAUAACUGUGUUCGGUAUGUGUUAUAGCAACCAGUUCCACACCAUUGUAUCUUGUCCAAGAGUGACCCCCACCACAUGCUGGACAAAGCGUUUUGAAUCUUAGGUCGUCAUCACCAUGGUCUUCAGUGUUUUUAUUGAGAUGAAAUAACUAUACCCCUGGUUUUCUCUGUUUUUUUGUAGUAGCUCACAAGGAAUUUCUUUUGAGUGGCAUCUUCCUUAAUUUGCCAAUCAAUUUUGAGUUGAAACAAUGUAUAGUGCUGUAUAUUCUGACUCUUCUGCAAACAGCAGAACGUAAAGCUGUAUGCAUGAUGAUGUGUUUGUAGGUGCAUGUGUUGGACUAGGAAGUAUACAGGUCUGUAUUUAGAAGAGGCAAACUGUGCUAGUGUUGACAUUGAAAUUACAACCUAUACGCGUACAUAUAUAUAUACUUUGUGUUUAUUUUAAAAAGUUUGAAAUAUACAGUCCUGAUGACAUUUAUAUUUUGUAUAUCUUUUACAUAGGUUCACAGGUGUAGUAUUUAAUGUACAAAAACUAAAUAUGCAUUUUUGUGACUGAUUGCAGCGAUAAUGCCUUGCACAAUAUGUAUCUGAAGCAGACUAGCUCGACUGAUUCGUCAGUCAUGCUUCAUGGCAUCCUCGUUCGGUUUCCUAACCCUUAUGAUGCUAGGUCAAAAUACCCAAACAUAUUUUUUCUGAAUUAAAAUAUUAUAUGAUUUGUAAUACAUUAGCCUUUUUCAGCACCAGAGACAUUCCUGAAAUGUUCCAAUCCCUUUAAAAAGCUUAAAUGUGCCAUUAUAUAUAUAGCAUACUGUAAACACUUCGGUAGUUUCAACUAGUGUAACAUACAAUUUAUGAAGGGAAGAAAAGGGUUGUGUAUGCUCAAUUCUGUAAGACUUACUUUUCCUUCUAGCAUUAUACUUUGAGGUUUGGCAAAGUCAGAUAACAAUGGACUUGUUUACUUUCACUCAAGGCAGGAGAACAAGGACCGUUGUUCCCAGUGCUGCAGCCACACUCCUUUUUUUACUCUCCUCCUAGACUAGAGUGCCUGAGCCACUUGCUAAUUUACUGCUCCCGGACUGACUCGUGGCAGUCAGUUACGAAGUUUACUUGCGCUCUGGCAACAAGCUGCAUCUAGUACGGAAAUAUUGCAUCGAGGUAUGAUCACAAUGGUGCCCGAAAUCCUAGACUCAUGGCGUUGGAAGUAUGUUUUUGCCAUCACUUGACUCGGUAUUAUGGGCCAUCUGUAUGACGUGCACAGAGCCUGGCUUGUUCCUUCCCACAGCGUGAAAGAAAUAUGGAUGCUACCCAGACUCUUGCUGAACUUUCAGAAAGACAGUGUCCUUCAUCCUGGACUUUUUGCACCCUUCUCGAGGCUGUUGCUGGAUGCGUAGUGCAGCAAUGAUCAUAAAUGUUACCUUUAAACAGCAUGUCUAGGUUAAAAGGAGUAGAGAGGCACUUCUUCAACAUCAGCCUGAUCUUGUCUUGCAACGUUUCUUCUUCUCCUGGAGAAACAUAGUGUGUUCAAAGGAAUUUCAAAAAUCAUCCCAGGAUCCAUUAAUGUGCACAUCUUCUUAUGUGAAUGUAAAAAGGAUUUCAGAAAGAGUGUAGGCUUUUGUCCUAGUGAAUUGUAUAUGUGGCAAUAUAGGGAAAAUUAAUUGUGCUUAAUUUGAUAGUGAUCUAUUGUCCUACUCCAGUCAUGUUGAGAAUCCACGCCUUUUUCCUUCCUUUUAGGUCCUUUUUCUUCUUUCCUCCGCACAACUUUGGUUUUGCAGAGAGAGAAAACAGAAGGCCAUGUGUUCUGAUCAAUAUUGCCUGUAUGGUAGUAUCAGUAACUGUUCAGGCAUGCCAGUAUUGGAGCGAGCAGGCAUUAGAGCCAGAAAUCCCACUUUAUCCUGCCAUUGUGGCUGCCUGCAUGGCAAAAACACACUCAGAGUAAUUUGUCCAAUCUAGACUUCUGGUCCUUUCUAGGUGUGAGUGGUGGGAAAAUCCCACAACAAUAAAUGAAGCUUCAAGCAGAUGAACAAUUCAUCAAAAUUUAUUCAGACAUUAUUGCAAAGUUGUUACUGGAAAAGAUGCAAGGACAGAAAAGCUUGAAGAAAAUUUAUACAGUUUGGAUAGAGACAAAAAUCUGUGUACUCGAGUGAAAAAUCAAGAGUACUAUAAAUUUGCCUGUUUGCCCUAAUUUAGAGGUUGCACUCCAUUAAUUUCCUUAGAACCAGAAGAAUUAGAGAUGAUUCAUAGUGAGUUUGGAACAUGGCUUAAGAUUCUAGCUAAGUGUGGAAAUUAGCAAACUCAAAUGCCUUGCAAACUGACCUUUUAAUGCCUAAGUAGUUGAGCAGCUUUAAAUGCCUAAGGCUGAGGAAAGGGUAAUAUGAGAGAAUUGUAAAAAAAUACGGUUCUUAAUUUCAGUCAGUGUUGACUGCACUAAAACUUCUUUAAAUUACCUUCAUGGUAAAGUUAAGCAGUUUUGUUCUGAAAAAUGGUGGUGCACUUUUGUUUGAAGUAUGUAACUACAAAAGCAUUUCCCUUGAUUAGUCAGUGAAGGUGUUUCUUUAGUUCCCUUCAGUUUCUUUGAUCGCCUUUGACAUAUAUCACAUUGUUGAAUAACAGAGAAAGGAUCAAGUAUCUACAACAUUCCCUAAUGUAUGUAAGUUUAAUGAACAGAAGGUUUUUGAAAUAAACUAAUAGGUCAAGGACGA
Molecule: messenger RNA, 8737 nt
Organism: Aquila chrysaetos chrysaetos
Lineage: Eukaryota; Metazoa; Chordata; Aves; Accipitriformes; Accipitridae
Product: KIAA0408 ortholog
Exons: 6
Coding region: 3892-5994 (700 amino acids)
Source: RefSeq, a predicted model, not a curated record